Messenger RNA from Penaeus indicus, 1903 nucleotides. Its product is annotated as G-protein coupled receptor Mth-like. Gene Ontology annotation, molecular function: G protein-coupled receptor activity. Gene Ontology annotation, cellular component: membrane. NCBI's taxonomy places the organism in Eukaryota, Metazoa, Arthropoda, Malacostraca, Decapoda, Penaeidae. The transcript is spliced from 8 exons. The record is from RefSeq and is a predicted model, not a curated record. Bases 226 to 1839 code for a protein of 537 amino acids. Gene Ontology annotation, biological process: cell surface receptor signaling pathway; G protein-coupled receptor signaling pathway.
GAUGACGCAAUGUAGUCAUCCGGUUACAAGCUGCAAUAUAAGGCUAUCCUGUUGACAGCAGAGUUAGUAUAUAGUGGAGAGUGUCCUGAGGUUCGUGGCUUGUACUGUGUGGGACUGAGGAGAGAGUUGCAAUAGAGGACUUAAGAGCUUUUCACUAGAAUAAUGCAAUAUUCUAGACUGAUUGUCAUUUUGUGAAAAGUAAACUUAAUUAUCAUAAGUGACAUAAUGGAUCACCUAUUGGGGCUCAUUUUAUUCUUGCUAUGUUUUUCUAAGAAUGUGCAGUCACUCAGCUUGCAAGGGCUUGGGUCACGCGCGUCGGCAGACAAGACGUCUUCUGGAUUGUAUGUCCCUUCUUGUUGGGCAUCCCCACGUGAUUCCCUCCCCCAGGGCAGGGUCCCCUACGACGUCCAGGCCCCUGUGCCGCCUGUGCAGUAUCCAGAUACAUCUGCCACUGACAUAGUAUGGGGGCCUCAAGUGAAUAUUACGUGUACAACUGGUGAAAAGAAAAGUAUAUUUCUAAAUUCGUCACAUAUAUAUGUUGAUGAUGGUAAAGUUAUGCUUGGCUGGAGGAUCGGUAGAAAUUCAGGAGAAACAUAUACAUACUGUGUGAACUCCCUGGCCACUGCAGAAGCAAGCGAAAAUGGCACAACUUAUACUGCCCUCUUUUGCUAUACAGACCCAUGCAAGAGCAGAGUCUGUGUGGACAAGUGCUGCCCUCGCGGGAAAUUAAUGGCAGAACAAGGUUGCAUAAGAAACAAUUUGACUGAUCAGAGUGACUGGGGGGCUAGCCUCCACGACCAUAAUGACGAACCUUUCCAUGUUAACAUUAAUGAUGAAUUAGUACCAGGGUUAAUUAUGGAGGAAUUUACUCUUGAGAAAAAUGGUUCCCUCACAGCGAUUGUGAGUGCACCGCCCCGAGGUUUUUGCAUUGACCACAUCAGCAUGAAUGGGAUGGUGACAGAAGUGGCUAUAGUGUACAAUGAGGACAGUUCUGAAUACCCUGACUGCCUGUGGAAAACUGAAAUCCUGGACAUCGUUAUGUUGAGUGUUUCGAUCAUAUUUUUUGCGCUGACUCUUUCGGUAUACGUGGGCGUCACUCAUAUCCGAAGCAAAGAACACCACUGGCCUUUCAUAUGCAUGCUGCUGUCUCUCCUCCUGACCUACAUCUUACAGAUAUGUCUUAAGAAAUUGAAACAUCAACUGGACGUUAUGUGCAGACAUUUAGGUAUGUUGGUUCUCAUGUUCACUCUUGCAACAUUCUUCUGGCUGAACGUGAUGUCUUUCAGCAUCUGGUACAAGUUGCGGUCUCCCCGUGUAUCUACCAUGGGCAGAAAAUCCUUCGCGCUGUUCAAUGUCUACGCCUGGGGUGUGCCGCUGAUCAUGUACUGCGUGGGCUACGCGAUGGACGCCCUGGCUCCCGGCGACUACAGCCCCAACUUCAAAAAGGAGCACUGUUGGUUCGAUGGUGAAAACACAGCAAAAUGGAUGUAUUAUUACGGAUUCAUAGCUAUGACCCAGGCAGUGAACAUCUUCUUCUUCCUUCAUAUUGUUUGUCGUAUGGCACUGUGGGAAAAAAGGAGGCCCCAAUCUCAUACUACUCGACGAAGGAAAUAUUUCUUGGCACCACUGUACGUUAACCUCGCCAUCGUAAUGGGGAUAGCCUGGAUCCUUGAAUUAUUUUCUGAUGCCAGCAAAUGUGGACCUGUCCAGGUACUGCUUGACGUCAUCACCGGUCUCUAUGGGCCCAUAAUAUUCGUUGUGACAGUUUGCAAUCGGAACAAGUGGGAGAAGGUGAGAAAAAGUGUAACGACAUCACUAAGAAAAAUCACCAAUGACUAAUGAUAUAUAUAUUAUACAUGUGUGUAUAUAUACACACACACACAUAUAUAUAUAUAUAUAUAUA